Messenger RNA from Oreochromis aureus, 13429 nucleotides. RefSeq names its product A kinase (PRKA) anchor protein 9 (gene akap9). The transcript is spliced from 55 exons. Gene Ontology annotation, biological process: signal transduction. NCBI's taxonomy places the organism in Eukaryota, Metazoa, Chordata, Actinopteri, Cichliformes, Cichlidae. The coding region runs from base 204 to 12932 and encodes 4242 amino acids. The record is from RefSeq and is a predicted model, not a curated record. Gene Ontology annotation, molecular function: molecular adaptor activity.
AUUACUGGGUCUCAUGUUUACGUGGAAAACAUGGCGGCGGACUACCAACAAGGAGACAGCUAGUUAAUACCAGUGGAAGUCUCUGGGAGCGAGCCACGAGUCAGAGAGAGAGAGGGACAUUUAGCUGUUAGCUUUUAAAUUUCUCUCGCGGAUACUUCGCAUGAGGCAGUUUCUCUGUUUGUUUAGCCACAGGGACUGCGGGGAUGGAAGACGAGGAGAGGCAAAAGAAGCUGGAGGCCGGCAAAGCAAAGUUGGCUGAGUACCGCCAGAGAAAAGCUCACGCCGACUCCCAGAAGAAACAGAAAAAGAAGAAGAAAAAGAAGCCAGGCGAGGACUCGGAGGGGGAUUCACAGGGAAGGGUUGAGGUCGAACUGAAUCAGUCUGUGGGAGGAGAGGAGGUCACAGGUGGAGGACAAGAUGGAUCACAAGAAAGAAAUAGAGACCCACACACCACGGAGUUUACCUUCACCAAGACGCUCAGGAGUGGAGAGACUGUCAGGCAUGACCAGACGUACAACAUAGAGCCAGAGAGUGAAGUUUCCACCACUGCAGAGGAUUAUUCCUCAGAGGUAAAUGGAUGCCUUGAUGAGAUCACAGAGCACCAAAUGAUGUCUUCAAAGGAUUUUAUCUGGGACGAGGUGGAGUCCCUGCAACAGGUGACAAAAGGUGGUACAAGGCAGGAUUUGGAGGAUGCACUAGAGGCCAAGACGCGGGCAGUGGAGGAGCUGAGUCGAGAGCUUGACGAAAUCAGGUCUGCGUUUGGUGCAGAAGGCAUGCAGCAGCUGCAGGAGUUUGAAGCAGCACUGAAGCAGCGAGAUGGCAUCAUCACCCAGCUCACAUCCAACCUGCAGCAGGCCCGUAAAGAGAAAGACGAGAUCAUGAAAGAGUUUUUGGAGCUGACUGAGCAAAGCCAAAAACUACAAAUUCAGUUCCAGCAGCUGCAGGCAGGUGAGACACUGAGGAAUACGAGCCACAGCAGCACCGCAGCUGAUCUUCUACAGGCCCGGCAGCAGCUUGUUCAGCACCAACAGCAGCUGGACGAGAUGAAUGCUGAGGUCAGAAAACUCCAGGAGAAGAUCAGUGAGAUGGAGUUGUCAGGGAGAAGAGCUGAAGAAUCAUUUAUCCAAAGGAUAAAUGAAAAGGAUUUGCUGAUUUCUCAACAAGAAAACGUUAUUUCGAGUCAGGAGCAGUCACUGACAGAGUUGAGAGCAGCAGAGGGGGCUUUUGCACAAACACUGAGGGAGAAAAAUCAAUUAAUUUCAGAGCAAACUGCAAUAAUCACAGAACAUGAGCGGUCACUGACUCUGCUCAGAGAUGAACUUGCUCAUGUGGGAAGGACUACAGAUGAGAAUAUUAUUCCGCAGUCAGAUGAGAAAGAUCUCAUUAUAGCAGAGAAGGAGAGAGUCAUUUCAGAACGUGACUGUUCCGUUACGCAGCUCGAAGAUGAGCUGGAGUCCUCCGAAAAACAUCUGCACGAGCUCCAACAGCGAAUGGCUACAAAGGAAUCUGAGCUGGAAAAAUGUCUGGAUGAGUUGGAAAGCACGAGGUCUGACUUGGAGAGUUAUAAAAAUGAAGUAGAGAGUUGUAAAUUACAACUGGAGACGGAGCAAAAGGAGUUAGAAAUUUGUAAGGGUGAACUUGCGACCUCCAGACAGAAAGAGCGAAUGUCAUCUAAUGAAAUCAUGCAGCUCAUGGGCACAGUCGAAGAUCUGCAGAAGCGUUGUCAUCGGGGCAGCAUGUCUGAGAGUGACACCGUUCAAAAAAUGCAGGAAGAGACCGAGAGGAAGCUGGAGCUUCUCAGAGCGGAGCUGGACGAGAUGUACGGCCAGCAAAUUGUCCAGAUGAAGCAGGAGCUUAAUUUGCAGCAUGUAGCGAGAGUGCAGCAAAUGACUGAGCAACAUCACGCAGAGCUUGAGCUUCUAAAAGCGCAACAACUGUCCCAAACUCCCACUGGCAGCGCUGCUGAGGUGGGUGCACUUAAUGCUAAGAUUAGGGAGCUCCAAGAAACUUUAGAGCAGUUUCAAUCUAUGCACGAAAAAGCCAGACAUGAGCUAAGCGAAGUAGCCAGACAGAAGGUCAGCCUGCAGGCCAGGGUGGAUGGUCUUCUUCAAGAGCUGCAUUUAGCUAACGACAAAGUGGAGCAGGUAUCCCACAGUCUUCUCUCUCAGGAAAGCCAACAAGUUGAGCUGCAGCAGCUCCAAGAGACCAUUGACAAUCUGAGGAGUGAGCUGUCUGCUGCUCAGGAAGCCGCACAAGAAGCUGAAACUAAACAUGAAUCUGAAAUAACCAAUUACAAGAUUAAGCUGGAGAUGAUGGAGAGGGAAAAGGAUGCUGUGCUGGACCGCAUGGCAGAGUCACAGGAAGCAGAGCUGGAACGACUGAGGACCCAGCUUCUGUUUAGUCAUGAAGAAGAGCUCACCAAUCUUAGGGAAGACUUGCAAAGAGAGAACUUCUUAAACACAGAAAACCUUCUCAAUGAAGCUGCUAUCAAACACGAGAAAGUGCUGGAUGAGCUGCGCACUGAUUAUGAAGAAGAAGUGCGAUUGUUACAAAGGGAGAAAGCAGAAUUUGCCACAGAGCGGGAUGAUCUUUUGCACCAGAUUCUCGGACUCAAAGAAGACCUGAAGAUGGCUUUGCACAGCUCUAAAACAGACGAGCUAGUCCAGCAGCUCCAAGAGCUCCAGGUCGAGCUUGAGGAACUCAGAAAGGGCAGAGAAGAACGAGCAAGAAUGGAAACUGAAAUUCAGACAAUACUAAAAAAGACGGACGUACUUGAAAACCAGGCAAAAGAGCGAGAACAGCACUGGGAGAACAAGCUUAAAGAGCAUGAACAGGAAAAGGAGACGCUGAUCCAAUCAAAUAACACUUUGAAAGAAGAGAUUAGCUCAAAAAUCACGAAAAUUGAGAGACUCACGGCAGAGAACAAUCAAAUCCAGCAACAAGUAGCUGAGCUUAGGGAAGAAGUAGAAAAGCAGAGGACUACUUUCUCUUUUGCUGAAAAGAAUUUCGAGGUCAAUUAUCAGGAGCUGAAGGAAGAGUACAAGUGUCUCAUUGAGGCAAAGACGCAGCUGGAAGAGAGGACACGGAAGGAGACGCUUGAAUUUGAGGCAAAAAUUGCCAGCCUUCAGUCACAGAUUCGAGAGCUGGAGGAGAGCAGCAACAUGGAGGACACAACUGAUAAAGCUGUGAUUGAAAAACACUCUACUGAACUAAUGGAGAAGCUUAAUGUUACUUUGAGUGAGAAGGAAAGCCUGACUGGAAGGCUUUCUGAAGUUACAGAGCAAUUAAUGUUUACAGAGAGCAAAGUGGGACAACUGGAAGAAGAGCUGAUGAAAGUGAGACGAGAAAACUCGGAGGUCAUUGCCCGAAAUGAAAUCCUAGAGAAGGAACUGGAAAAGAAGCAGGAGAUUACGACAGAGCAGAUAAGAGGGCAGGAUGCCCAGAGAAAAGCUAAGCUCCAGGAAGAUGAGGCAGCUCUUGAGCCAGUUUGUUCUUCGGUGGAUCAUCACAUUCAGAUUCAGUCUCUGCAGGAAGAGAUCAAGGCUCUUCAGUCCCUCUUACAGGCAGCUGAACACGAGCGAGACGCCAUUCGGCAGACUCUGGAGCUCCACAGGCUCUCACAGACUCCGUCCCCAGCAGCGGUGCAGUCCUCGGGGGAGGGACCUGUUGAAGGACGAUCCUCCCCGCAGAAAUCCUCAGGCUCAGGGUCAAGCAGGCGCAAGCGGCGGCAGAGGUCGAAGCAGGAGCGCAAAGUGGGCUCAGCUCUUUCAGAAAGCAGAGAAGAAAGACAAGAGGAGGAGAAAGAGGAGGCAGCGACUGAGGAAGAGAGAGCUAAAAGUGCUGCAGAGGAUGAGAUGCAGCCUCAGAUGGAGAGCCAGGUUGCGUCUCGUUCAGGAGAGGGGGCCGGUAAGGAGGACUCCACUGACGGAUACCAGGGAGACGGAGGCAGAGGCUACAUCAGCAGAGAGGUGAGCGGACAUGGGUUGACCGGCGGCUCGGAGCACGCUGUCGAGGGAGAGCCGACCGAACAUGGUGAGUGCAGGUUGCAAAUGGAGGCCCAGCGCAUUAGCCUAUCUCAGAUCCACGCCGCCCAGUUUGAGCUGCUGCAGGAGGAGACCGAUGCCCGCACACGCUCUCUGGAGCUGCAGCUGCAGGACCUGAAAGAUCGCGGUGCGCAGGAUGAACAAAAAAGCUUCAAAUACCAGGAUGUGAUGCAAGCUGUGUCUGAAGAAUGCACUGCGAUUAUUCUGUCUUUUCGAAAAAUCUUUGGUGAAAAGUUUUUGGUGAGCGUCGAUGCAGAGAGCAAGCCGCUCACUUCAGAGGAACGACCAGUAACUAGUGACUCCACCUCCAUUAUCCUGGAGGCCAGAGAGCUUUACAGAGAGCUUCAGCAGGUCAGAGAGAGGAUUGAGCAGGAACAUCGUCGACUCUCACAGCUCCAGGCUCUGCUGAGAGACGAUGGGAACAAGAUGAAUGAACUGCAGACGGCGUUCAAUGAGCUGAAGAACAACAGUGAGAAGGAGAUCUCUGCUCUCCGAGAACAGGUCACCUCUUUAAGCCCCUCAGCAAGCAAAGAUCUGGAGGAGCUGCCCGAUGCAUCUGCCUCCCUUACCAUGGAGUUGCAGAGGCUGAAGGCCGAGGCCAAGGAGAAGCAGCUGCGGCUGGAGGAGAGUCACAGGCAAGAGAUGGAGCGUCUCAGAGCUCACUACCAGCAGCAGGCCACAGAGACGGAGGAGCGAUACGCAACAGAGCUCUUCAUGCUGCAGCAGCGACUGCAGGAGGUCACCACCCAAUACAGUGUUCCAGAGUCCGGCUCUGAGAGGAUGGAGGAGCACAGAGAGGAACUAAAGGAGCUGAGUGGGGAGGAUUUGUCAGAGGAAGAUGUGGAGCUGUCCCGAUCUGUCAGGUCUGCAGGCCUGACAGCACAGCUGCAGGCACUGAGGAAAGCGCUCUAUCACAAGUACCUCCAAGAAGUCGCUGCUCUCAAAGAACAGCACAGCAAUGAGCUGAGGCAACUGAGAGAAGAAAGGGAACAGGAGGGGAGACCGGGAGAUAGAGGAGAGAGAGAGCAGGAUCUCAACGGGAUCAGCGGUGCUGGAAGCUCCACCGAGAGCCUCGGGGUAGCCGCGCAGGUCCCUGUGGAAGAGAAGCAACACCGGGAGAGAGUGGAGGAGGAAGUCGCCAGGGCUAUAGUUCAGAUGUCUGUGGAGUUUGCACAGCAGACUGAGCUGGCUCGAAUCAACAAGCGUGCCCGUCAGACAAGCUCCUCCAUGCAGACCCAGUCGGACGAGGCACUGGAGGACGGGGAGAAAGAGGAGCCGACUCCCAGAGAUUCCCUCACUGCAGGCGGCAGGCUGGAAGAAGUUGAGAGGGAGCUCGAAGAGAGGGACACUGAGAUUAGAAAGUUAAAGGAGGAGCUGCAGAAAUUUGCAAAAUCAGGACCUGAGCAGCCCUUAAAGAAGGAAGAUGGCGGUGAUGGAGAAGCCGAGGACGACGGCGAUCCAGGCGGGUCGGGAACAACGAAAGCUGAUGAACGCAAACGGUCUUCGCAGGACGACGAAGAUUCUUCUGAUAAAGAGGCUGAGAGAAACCUGUUGCGUAAAGCCAACAUGAAGCUCAGUCAGGUGCUGGUUGAAGUCUUAAAGACCACAGCAGCAGCAGAGGAAACGAUGGGCCUCCACAUGCAGAGUCUGCGUGAUGCUUCCGGUGCAGCACAACUUCCCCACUCCACCACACAGUCAGCCAAUACAGAGCCACUCCGACUUUAUAACACAGGUUAUACUUUAGGACGUUUACGGGCCGGUGAGACUGCUGCAGACAACGUGAGCAUGUGGUCCAGGGAGAUGAAGACUCCUGAGGGUCUGGAAGUGUCCCAGCAGAUGAUGGACCGUCUGCUGCUCGGGGCAGGACCUCAGCUUGAGAACGAGGAAUAUUUAAUGGGAAUCAGCAGCCGACUGCAGACGGCUCUGGAGAAAAUGUUGAUGGCCAUCACUGACACCACUAACCAGGUCGAACAUGCCCGGAUGACCCAGACUGAGCUGAUGCGGGAGUCCUUCCGCCACAACCAGGAGAUGAACGAGCUCCUCCAGAAGCAGGAGGAGCUGCAGGAGAGGUUGAUGGAGGAGGCUCGGGCACGGGAGCAGCUGGCUCUGGAACUUCACCGAGCGGAGGAUCUGAUUGAUGGAUACACGGGUGAAAGGGCAGCGCUGGAGGAGCAGUUGCGUCACAAGGAAGAGCUCCAACUGAGUCUCGAGCAAGAGCUGCAGGUCACUAGUACUCGACUUCAUGAGUUGGAGCAGGAGAAGUUUCAGAUGCAGGAAGAGCGCGAGCUGCUGUCACGGCAACAAGACGCAAUGAAGGAGGACGCCGGGCCGCGUGAGCUUCGCCUAGUUGAAGCUGCAAUGGUUGCAGCACCUGAAGCAGACCUGCUGGAGGAGACGGAGAAGCUGAUGAAAGAGAAGGUGGAGGUGCAGAGGCAGGCAGAGAAGGAGAACACUGACCUCCUGAAACAGGUGAAGCUGCUGGAGGUGGAGCUGGAGGAGCAGGUCAACAGGGUGAUGGAGCUGGAGAGCACUCGGACGACAGAGAGCGGGGACCUCCGACAGCAGAUCCAGGCCCUGGAGAAACAGCUGGAGAAGAACAGGAAGUUUCUGGAUGAGCAAGCUGUAGACCGAGAACAUGAGAGGGAUUUCUUCCAGCAGGAGAUCCAGAAACUGGAGCAGCAACUGAAGAACCCACAGAAGCUUCAGGCCAGCUCUGAGCAAAGAAACCAAGAGGUGGACCGGCUGACCUCCCAGCUGAAGGAGAAGGCGGAUUGGUGCAGUGAGCUGCUUCUCAGCUCAGAGCAGCUGCGUCGUGAGGUGGGAGAGCGCGACGAAGAGAUUGACAAGCUGGAGAGCCGCAUCCGUGAGCUGGAGCAGGCCCUGCUGGCCAGCGCUGAGUCUCUGGAGAAGGUUGAACAAAAGAAGCAGCAUGCAUCCAUCACAGAGACAAGACAGCCCACACUGGAAGCUCAGUUACAGACAGAGAGAGAAGCUCUGGAGCGGAAAGAGAAGGAGAUCCAUAACCUGGAGGAGCAGCUGGAGCAGUUCAGAGAGGAGCUGGAGAACAAGAGCGAGGAGGUGCAGCAGCUUCACAUGCAGCUGGAGAUCCAGAGGAAGGAGAUAAGCAGCCAGCAGCAGUACCUGGAAACGAGGGAAAGCAUGCUCCAGGUGAUGGAGGAGAAGGACAGUGAAAUAGCACUUCUUAAUGAACAGAUCACUAAGCUCCAACACAUGGAAACAACCUCUGACAACAAGGAAAUGGAUGAGAGGGAUGAGCUGAUAAAAGACUUGGAGUCUCAGGUGGAGUGCCUUCGGAGUGAACAAGAGCGUCUGAAGAGGAAGAACGAGGAGGAGCUCGACCAACUGAAUGAGGUCAUAGAAAAACUUCAGCAGGAACUGGCCAAUAUCGAGCAAAAGCAGCCUACAGAGGAAGAGGAGGACACCAAGGAAGAGUCAGAGGGUGACGCGUGCGGGCCGAGCAAAGACGAGUAUGAUGAAAUGAAGCAGAGAAUGGACCUGGCCACAAGAGAGCUCGAAACACUGAGAAAAGAGCACAGUAAGCUGCUGAAGACUUAUCUUCGCUUGAAAGAGAGCGCAGAAGCCUUGGCUGAAACGGAAAACCUGGAGAGCUCAGAGGGUGAGCUCGAGGAAGCUCUCAGGGAGAAAACUGCAGGGCUGGUUGUCUUACAGGCUCAAGUACAAGCUCUGGAGGAGAGUGCAUCAUCCAGAGUGGAAGAGCUGGGCGUUCGAAUUGAGGAGCUUGAAGGCUUGGUCAGUGAAAAAGACUCAGAGAUAAGCCACUGUCGCUUCCUUCUGGAGCAGUCUCAAAGUCAUGCAGAGGAUCUCCAGAAGAAGGUGUCGAACCUGGAGGAGCAUCUAAGGGAAAAAGUGGCUGCAGUGUUGGUGAGCCAAGCCACUCUGGAGGCCUUCCAGCAGCAGUCAGUGGAAACGAGACAGGAGCAGGACCCACAGAAACCUCCAGAGCCACAUGUUGAACCUCAAAGCUAUGAAUUUGGUGAUUUUGGCAUCCCCCAAAUGGAUGUCAGCAGAUUGGGUCAACAAACACAAGUGCCCACCGGGAAGGUAGUUCAUCUGACGCAGAAGCUUCGGGAGCUGGAGGUCGGACUAAGCGGGAUGCAGAAAGACCAGGAGCUGCAGAAGCAGCUGCUUUCCAGCUCUGAGGAGGAGGUGCUCGAGUAUGAAAGGAGGCUGACUGUGCUGGUAGAUCUGCUCAGUCAGAUGAAGGCAGGGACGCACCAGAGGACGUCGUUGGCUGUGGAGGCCUCCUCUCAUGACCAGCAGAGUGUGUCGCAGCUUCUUCAGGAGUUACAGGAGGUCAGAGAGGAGACUUCAGCCACCAAAGAGCAGAUGGAGAGCUACAAGGAGAGCUGCAGCAGACUUCAGGAGGAACUCCAUGAAAAAACUGUAACGAUAGAGAGGCUUCAGGAGCAGCUCCAAAAGACAUCAGUUGGUGAGAGCGAAGAGAUGAAGGUGUCGGAGCUUAAACAGCAACUAACCGAGGCUCAAAGUGAGGCAGCGAACACCAAAGAAGAGCUGAGCAGCUGCAAGGAGAGCUUGGAGAAACUGCAAGAGCUGCUGCAGGAGCGGGAAAUGACCAUUGCGCACCUCAAGGGAGAACUUUUCCAAGUAAAAGCAGAAGAAGACAGGGACAGUAUGUCAGAGCUCACCCAGGAGCUCGAGAAGGUCAAAAACGAUGCGGCUUCCACCAAAGAAGAACUAAAGAGUUACAUGGAGCGUAAUGAGAAACUUCAAGAGGAACUCCAAGUCAGUGAAGGUUCUGUUUCUAAACUUAAAGAGGAGCUGCAGGAGGUGAGAAAGGACAUGGAUACCACCAAGGAAGAACUCAACAGUUACAUGGAGCGUAAUGAGAAACUUCAAGAGGAACUUCAAGUGAGUGAAGGUUCCGUUUCUAAACUCAAGGAGGAGCUUCAGGAGGUGAGAAAGAGCAUGGAUACCACCAAGGAAGAACUCAACCGCUACAAGCAGCACAAUGAGAAACUUCAAGAGGAACUUCAAGUCAGUGAAGGUUCUGUUUCUAAAUUUAAAGAGGAGCUGCAGGAGGUGAGAAAGGACAUGGAUACCACCAAGGAAGAACUCAACAGUUACAUGGAGCGUAAUGAGAAACUUCAAGAGGAACUUCAAGUGAGUGAAGGUUCUGUUUCUAAACUCAAGGAGGAGCUUCAGGAGGUGAGAAAGAGCAUGGAUACCACCAAAGAAGAACUCAACAGUUACAAGCAGCACAAUGAGAACCUCCAUAAGGAACUUCACACCCGUGAAAUCUCCAUUUCUAAGCUCCAAGGGGAGCUCCAGGAGGUACAAACAGUCUUGAUGAAGACAGCAGAGUCUGGUCCUCCGUCCCCUUCUCCCUCUCCUUCUCCAUCUCCCUCUUCUUCUCCUCAGCCUGUUUCCUCUACCACCUCCUCCUCCUCCACCACACAGCCCAAAAGGAAAGGAAGCAAACAGCCAGCUGGUAAAGGAAGCAGCACCAAAGACAAACCAUCUCUCUCCAGAAAAAACUCCACCCCUUCCAGCCAAUCCUCCACCAAAUCUCCCAGCCCACUGUUGAGCAGCAACUCAGAGCAGCAACAUGCGACUGUAACAGACUCGUUCACGCAGACCGAACCUCUUCAGAUGUCUGAUCUUAGCCAGGAAAACAAAUCUGCCACCAAAGAGGAGAUGGAGGAAGUGAUCGGAGAAUACGAGGAGAAGAUCGUACAGAUGCAGGAGCUCCAUGCAGCAGAAAUCCUCGAUAUGGAGGCUCGGCAUAUUUCAGAGAGCGAGAACCUCCGCAGAGACACGCAGGCGCUGGAGGACGAAUGCAAAGCUCUGAAGGCCGUCAUAGAAAAACUGCGGUCUGCUGAGGCUCCUACAUCAAGACAAGACCGUCCUGCAUCUCAGUUCAAAGAUGGCUACACCAGCGACAGCAGCUCAGACUACAGCCAGAGGACAGGAUAUGACCUCCCGAGCCUGCAGCAGGAGUUCAGGACGACUCCAGAGGGAGCCAGGAGGGAUGAUCCACUGCCAGACCGGAUCAAGACGUUGCUCCGUGAAGUGCACCAAGAAGGCAUGCAGGUUCUUUCUCUGUCAGAGCUUCCACUUUCUGAAAGCGAGCCAGGCGGCCGGUUCAACGUCCAAGGCUGGAUGAAGGAGCGAGACGCCUUGCUGGAUACUAUAGAGUCCCUAAAAAACUUCAUCAGCCAGAUGCAGACACACAGAGAAUCACAGAUGUCCGGCAGUGUAGACUGGCGUGGAGAGCUCCUGGAUGCAGUUCGGCAGGUGUUUAUGAAGGAGCGCAGCGUGCUGAAGAAUGCCCUCUACAGCCAGCUGGACCUGCUGGACACCAGUGACGCCAUCAUUCACCUGAAUCAGCUAGAGCGGAGACUGGCUGAGCAGGACGCCCAGCACAGAGAGGCGAUGGGUUCACUCCGCACUGCAGAAAGGUCCAGUCUCAUCUCUGAGAUUCAUCAGCUCCGUGGCCAACUAGAGCAACUCCACCAAGGUGCCCGGUCUGCUGUCUCAUUGGCUGGUGAAGGUAGCAUAAAGGAGCAGAGGGAGGGAGUCGGAGCUGAUGGAGCCGGGGGGGCUGACAGGCUGCUGGUGGAGGAGCUAAAGGGUGAACUGUCUCAGACUAAACUGGAGCUGGAGACAACCCUCAAAGCUCAACACAAACACCUCAAAGAGCUGGACACACUCAGGGCGGAGGUAUCCCAGAAAGCCGCAGAGGUGGAUGCACUAAAUGAUGAGCUGACAGAGGAGAGGAAGAGGAGCAGAGAUCUUCAGUGGGCCAUGGAGAAGGAGAAGUGUCGAACUGGGAGGACCGAGGAGAGCAGACGAGAAAAGCUGGAGGAUCUUCAGCUUUCUCUGGAGGAGCAGAAGAACCACGUAGCACAGCUGAAACUGACUGUGGAGCAGGAGCGACAGGCCUCCUCUCAGCUCUCCCAUCAAGCUGAAGAGGAGCGUCUCAGCCUCCACAGACGCCUGCAGGAGCUCCAGGUCCAGCUGGAAACGGAGCGAGCUAAGGCCCAAGAGAUGAGCACUGCUCUGGGGAGAGAGAGAGAUCUGCGGACUGGCGUCUCCUCUGAUGGUGGUCACCCCCAUGAGAAGCAGGUUCAGAAGGAUGGGAGGAGCUCUGAAGAGGGAGGGAGUCUUCUGGAAAGACUGCAAAGGGAGCUGGACGACAAGCACGCACAGGUGGUGGAUCUGCUCAGUCAGGUUGAGGCCCAGAAGCUUGAGGUGGUACGAAAAGAGGAGGAACUGACGCUGGUGAGUCAGAGAUCCAGAAGAGACCAAGAGGCACUGCUGGAGGCGCAGGCCAAGCUGGAGAGGGUGGAAGCAGAAAUGGCAAAGGUCCAGGAGCAGCUGAGAAGAGAGCUGGAGAACAGACAGAGUCUGGAAGAAGAGAAUGAGAAACUGGAGGGAAGACUGAACCAGUUAGGAGAGCAGAGGGAGGGCACGGGACCUGUGGAGGCUGAUAGCCGGAGUCAGGCUGUCUGGCACGGUGACUCCACGGACCGCACCAAAGACUGGGUGCUCCAGCAGAAGAGCGGAAACCUCCACACAGAAAGCUCCGGCGCGUCCCCUCACAUUGAGGUCUCUUCAACAGGCCACAGCAGUGGGCCGCAUCACGGCCCGUGGCGCACGGUGGACAGGAUUGUGAGCAAACUCCAAGUCAUCUCCUCAAAGGUCCGCAGCAUGGCGAGCAAAACCACCGACAGGCUUACUGCAGAGGUGGACAGUGAAGAGUUGUCCUGGGUCCAGUCCAGUCUUGAUGAGGUCAUCACCCUGCUGCAGCAGUCCCCUGGUCUACCCUCCGUCCCCGAGAGUGCGUCCCUGCUGGCAGGAGGCUCCUCCAGCUCCUCCAACACGCUGACUGAGCGCCUGCUGAGGCAGAACGCCGAGCUGACAGGUUUCGUCAGCCGUCUGACCGAAGAGAAGAACGAUCUGAGGAACCACACGCUCCGCUUGGAAGAAGAGCUGCGACGCUAUCGGCAGGUUGGACUGGGAUCAGGCGACAGUUCGAGCAGACGAGGAGCAUCAAAGAUGGACUCUGCAGGUUUGCUGCUUUCUCAGGAGCGGGAAGCUUGGGCUCGAGAGAAGAUCCGUCUGGAGAAAGCUUUGCAUUUAGCUCAGUCUCAGGUGGCUAGACUCAGGGGAGAGAUCAGGUCCGAGAACCUGCGAGAGAUUACCGGGCCUGAUGCCGACAAUGCUGCACUCAAGAGGAUGUAUGGGAAGUACCUGAGGUCAGAAAGCUUCCGUAAAGCACUGAUCUACCAGAAGAAGUACCUGCUGUUACUGCUGGGUGGUUUCCAGGAGUGUGAGGAGGCCACGUUAUCACUCCUGACCAGGAUGGGCGGUCGGCCGUCGCUCUCCAGCCUGGAGUCCCUCAGUCAGCGGUGCAGGGGUGUGAUGCGCUUCCGCUCUAUCGCCAGAGUCUCUAUCGCCCUCUCCAGAAUGCGUUUUCUCGUGAAGCGAUGGCACAGGGCGACGGGAAUGAGCUCCACGGCCUCCUGCGCUGUUAGUAAGAACGGAACAGGACAGAUCUUAGGUACAGAGGCGAGGGAUUCCCCUUAUCUUCACCCAGGUGGUCCGGAGAUGUACAGAGAAAGAGGAAGCGGCGGAGGAGGAAUGUCUAGCAGCAGAGGGAGAAGUGGGCGGGAAUCCCCUCGAUCGGCUGUCUCCUCCACACAUCACAGGUUUCACAUGUCUGGAGACCACGGACCGCUCACCUGUUCCCACUUGCAGAACUACGACCCCGACCGAGCGCUCACAGACUACAUCUCCAGGCUGGAGGCCCUGCAGAGGAGGCUGGGCAGCGUGACAUCAGGUGCUUCUUCAUAUGCUCAAUUGCACUUUGGCUUGAGAAGAUAGAUGCUGACACGUCAACUUUGGCUUGAAGAAACUCAGUUGCCUUUUUCUCGUGCUGAGCGCUCUGCUGUUUUCUACCAUUCUGGUGUGGACUGUAUCUUUCCAUGUGGACCAAAACACAUUUUUUAUCAGUGUACGACAUGUUGUAUUCAGGCUUUUUGUUGGUCGCCGGCACUUGGAAAAACAGCUACGUUUGUAAUUUAAUCUGCCUCUUUGUUGUGGAUGACCUACAAUCAUGUAUAAUUUGUCUAAUGCUAAUUUAAGACUUUGUGAUUAAUUUAUAUGUUUGUGUUGUAUGGGUGGAGCGUUAUGUAGAGGAUGUUUGGGUUUACUGUUAAGGAGGCUGCUGCUGGAUAUUCUACACUACACUGUGUUUUGUUUAGGCCGGACAGACUACAGAGGACAUUUGUAGAGAACGUAUUUUUGUAAAGCGCUAGGAGCUUUGAAUUUUCUGGGUAUUUUGUCAAAAACUGAAAUAAAGAGGACUACGUUAUUUCAAA